AUGAAGGUCUUCGUAUCAAUCAAUUUGCAAUGUUGCCAUUCUUCCCGUUUCACAAUACCCGAACUCGGACCUGUCGGUGACCGCUCUGCCUGGACUGUACCGGCUUGGCUUCUGGCGGAGACUGGACGUCGAAAGCCGGUCUUUCGAAUGCAGACGCCAGUCAAGCACAUUCGGAUCAUCAGCGCGUCUCAGAACCGUUGUCAGCUCUCCAAAGGAAGACUCGAGGCAACGUCGGCUGCGGAAGGUGAGGCAAUACAGGACAGUUUGGUCAAAAGGGCCCUCCUCCCUGCACCUACUUCUACUUCCCCCUCCUUUGCUCGUCACUUCAUUGCUCAUUCUAUCUCCUCCGUCUCCUCCUCCUCUUUCUCCUCUCGUCUCCUCACUCCACCUACAGCUCCCUCAACAAGAUUUGAUACCGACUCGUGA
Messenger RNA from Protopolystoma xenopodis, 426 nucleotides. The record is from the annotation of a GenBank genome assembly. NCBI's taxonomy places the organism in Eukaryota, Metazoa, Platyhelminthes, Monogenea, Polystomatidea, Polystomatidae.